AUGUCUAGAUUACAUCCUAACGACCACACCGAGGGAUCAGAAUAUUCGUUCUCUCAAGAUCCAGUUACUCCUGUCGACGUAGUACAGCCGACUCGCAAGCAAAUGGUUGGAUUCGCUGCGCAGUCGACAACAAUGGAAAACUCAACCCGCGACCCUCCUUCCGAGUCUCCCUUUGCCGACCCUCCAACCAAACCAGGUUCUUCGGACUCAAACAAGCAGCCUAAAGUAUCCGAUGUAGGGUUUGGCUAUGUAUCUGAUAACCGGCCUGAUAGAGAUGCACCCGGUUCCUCAGCCAAUGCACCAAAUUCACCGCUCAAGAGUGCCAUGAAAGUGCCCGGCACUCCUGGUCGGUUUGGAAAUGCGAACCCGCUGAGCCCAACUUUUAGAGAGGAGCAGAUUCUCGAGAUUCAUGAAAAAGAUGCAGAGGAAGAGAACGCAAAGGAUUUGAAAAUUAAAACACGAGUCCGCCUCUCGAAGAUCUUGCUGCGUGGUGUCAAUUUCUCCUGCAGUUUGAUUGUCUUAGCACUGCUUGCCCAGUCGUUCCUUAUUUUCCGCGCAACCAGACACCUGGAGAGCAGAAACGGACUUACACCCUGGGACCCAAAUACCAACCCUUGGCCACAGAUCCUCAUUCUAGUUUUGACCUCCAUCAACAUGUUCCUGUCCCUUGUCGUGCUUUGGAACAAUUGCCGUGGAAAAGAGCGUCGUGCAGAGAAAGUAAACGUAUACUACACUCUUUUUGCCGGCGGCUUCUUCGUCUUUACUGUCAUAAUGUGGGUUAUAGCCGCUGGUAUUCUACAGAACAGCAAGGACAGUGGUAAUGGUAAAGAUCUUUGGGGAUGGUCUUGUAAGGACAAUCAGCGAGCCACUUUAUUCAAAGAAUUGGUUGACUAUGCUCUCGUUUGCCGCAUGCAGGAUUGGACCCUUGUUUGCAUUAUCAUUGAAAUCGUCGUUGAUACCAUCACGAUUGCUAUCUAUGCUGUUGUCUUCUAUCGCUUCUACUCCAAGCGCAAACUACGCAAGUCAAUGAACGUCCGUGACAAGGCCAGGUCUGACCUGUAUCUCGCCAAUCUCCGUGUGCAAACCGCCCCAAAUACCCCUGGGUUUGCCCGAAGCCCAGCAAUGAAACAAAACCCGUAUUCGGCUGCCGAGAACGGACAGGCCGAAUAUUACCAGCCCCAAUAUGCCACUCCAGUCAACACCACAACUAACAAACCGUUCCAACUCCAGCCUCCUCCUUCCAGGUCAUCCAAUAGUAUCCACAACGCACCUCGGGCUGAGACACAAAGCCCUGCUCUCGAGCCUGGCAGUACCGAACGAGUCAACCACCAUGUUGCUGUUGCUCCUGGGGAACAAUCAUAUGGUGCCGUGCCAAUCCCCGAACCCUACAGAAGCCCCAGCUUUGCUCCUCAGGGAAUGACACUGCCGAAUACUCCUGGUAUUGGCGUAGCGGUUUCAUCAGACAACGCUUCUCACGCCCGCAACUCGUCAAGAUGA
Trichophyton benhamiae CBS 112371 is the source of this 1497-nucleotide messenger RNA. RefSeq lists its product as uncharacterized. The record is from RefSeq and is a predicted model, not a curated record. NCBI's taxonomy places the organism in Eukaryota, Fungi, Ascomycota, Eurotiomycetes, Onygenales, Arthrodermataceae. The transcript has 3 exons. Bases 1 to 1497 code for a protein of 498 amino acids.